AACGCGCUACAUUAUCGCUUGUUGUUUGUGUCAGAGAAUGUCAUUCGGCUGGAGAAUGGCCCGGAACCACGUCGCGGCCCGUGUUUUCCAGCCGACGUCGACUGUUUUCUUUGUUGUCGGGAAGGAAGAAUAUCCGGUUUCGAUAAAUCGAGUUUAGAUUCGGUUUGCAGCGGUUGCCGGGCGGACAUGGCGGUGUGCGGGGUUCACCUGGACUCUGAUGCUUUCCUCGUGUGUUUGAAUCACGCUCUGUCCACGGAAAAAGAGGAAGUGAUGGGGCUCUGUAUUGGAGAGGUUGACACAAGUAGGAUUGUUCACAUUCAUUCUGUUAUUAUCCUCCGUCGCUCAGAUAAGCGCAAAGAUCGGGUGGAAAUUUCUCCAGAGCAACUUUCUGCAGCCUCUACUGAAGCUGAGAGAUUAGCUGAUAUGACUGGCCACCCGAUGAGAGUGGUGGGAUGGUAUCAUUCUCAUCCACAUAUCACUGUAUGGCCUUCACAUGUAGAUGUCCGAACCCAGGCCAUGUACCAGAUGAUGGACCAGGGUUUUGUAGGACUUAUCUUUUCCUGUUUCAUUGAAGACAAGAACACCAAGACUGGUCGAGUUCUCUACACCUGUUUCCAGUCGAUUCAAGCGCAGAAAGGUUCUGAAUAUGAACGAAUUGAAAUCCCUAUUCAUGUUGUGCCACAUGAAACCAUUGGCAAAGUGUGCCUGGAGUCUGCUGUGGAGCUUCCAAAAAUUCUUUGUCAGGAAGAGCAGGAUGCUUAUAGAAGAAUUCACAGUCUGACACAUCUGGACCCAAUAACCAAGAUUCACAAUGGAUCAGUUUUCACAAAGAAUCUGUGCAGCCAAAUGUCGUCCAUUAGUGGUCCUCUGCUACAAUGGCUGGAGGAUCGUUUAGAUCAGAACAAACAACACAUCCUGGAACUUCAGCGGGAGAAGGAACAGCUCCUCCAGGAACUAGCAGUCCUAAAAUGAAAGAAAUUGUAGGAACUAAGGAAAGAGGAACAGGAAAGUGCAAGCAGAAUAAUCUUUUUCUGAUGAGAAAGGAAGCCAUUUGACUGCAACAAAAAUGUGUAGCAAAGCUUUUAUGUCAUGUUUAAGAUCCCACUCAAUUUAUCUUUAAUCAAGCCUGUUCAACAAGUGGAAGGAAGCACAUAUUGGCUUUGGUUGGCUUUUACACCAAAAGGGGAUUGUUCCAGUCAUUGCUGGAUCUAAGUAUUCACACUUCAGGAGACCAGCACUGGAAUCAAUAGCUCUAUUUAUAUCAACUUAUUGCUUGGACUAGUUCGCUGACAAUAUUAAAUAAUUAUUCUUUCAGUUGAACAAGGUGUUAACAGAAGUUGGUUUAAUUAAUAUUACUUUUCAAGACCAGGGAAUUUGUCGAGUACUUGAUAAAUUGUCAACGAAAGAAAUGUCUACUUGUGUUUUUAUUUGCAUAAUAGAAAUUGGAAUUUGUGGCAUCUAUUAGAUGCUGUGAUUUAUUUUAAUAUAACUAUCUAUAUAAUAUAACAGAUUGGGAAAUUCAAGAAUUUGUGGAUACCGUAGAGCGCAUCUUUCAAAGAUACAAUAGGUCACAAGACGUUAGUUAUAUCUUAAAAAGUGAGACUGUUUAUUUCUCAUUUUUCAUCCUGUGAAUAAAUUUGGUGAAUAAAGUAAACAAUUUUGUUCCCAACUUCAGAAAUAUUUAGGAUGUUUUGCCAUUUACAAUAGAGUGUCAGCAUAUCAUCUAUGUGCAUUAUAUUGAUUCAUUUCACCACUGUGGAGCCUUUUUGUGAUAUUUGAUUAGAUUAUUAACUUAGCCAAAUGGUAUAUUCUGGAACUUCAAUAUGAAUGGAAUAUCAUUUUCAGGAAUUGAUCAGUUUCACAGAAGGAAUGAUAGGACCUGUAGGGAAGUGAUAGGAAAUUUCAUGCUAGUGAUCUUUAAAGCAGAAUAGUAAAUCAAUUGAAUUGCGAUAAAGCUACAGUCAUUGGCUUGAUAGAACCUAGAGACAACGUUGUUUAUUCUGCUGCUUAAUCAACUUUGAGUAUGCCUUUCGAUUUCUUGGUCUACGGGUUAGUUGAAUUGCCAUUUUCAGUCAGCUUUAUUUAUUGAUCUCAAUGCAUUGGUUUUUGAUAUACAUCUAGUGAACUGUUUGAACUGGUGCAAUCCAUAAUCCAGUUAGAAAGAUAAUGUAGUCCAUAUAAGGUGAAGUAACACUUCCUAGGAAUAGUUCAAGCAAUUCCUAUCUAUGACUGCUUGAUUGUGGGGCGACUGCAUGCCUGAUUGCUGUUUCCAAGUUAGUUUUGGCUCACACAUUGCCUUCAUAUUUGCAUUCAUUUGAUUUGUAGGGUGCUAAAUGCAUAGGUAAAACGUACAAAUCUCUUCAGUCCUAAACAGUUUUAUAGCUUUAAACCCAGAUAUGUGCUAGAAUGGGUAUUGUUUAGGUUACUGAUAUUUAAAUUAAAAUAGCCAAUGAUAUUUAAAACUAAACAAUAUUAAGAACAAGCCCAGUUUUUAUCCCUAAAAUAUCAUCAAAGUAUUUUCUGCCUUAAAUAUUUUGUGCUUGUGUAUGUUUAUAAUCUUAAGAAGACAUGCAUUUAAGGUAUGUUAAACAAAAUUUAAUUCAUUCAUAAAUCACUUGCCUUAAUUAUUGCUUUUAAGAAGUUAUCCAUAACCAAUUCACUGUGAGCAGUAGCACUGGAUAUAUGUAAAAAAUUUUUUAAAAACUGGGCAUACACAUCUCAUUCACUUUAUACCAAAUAUGUCGCACCUCGUAAAUAGAUAAGAAAAGCAAUAAUUUGUAGUGAAUAGAAAAUCUGGGAGUAGAAACUAGCAAAGCUACCACGGAUGAUUUUUUUUUAAAUUAACCUUCCCACACACUAAGCCAGGAUUCUGAUAACAAUUAACCUUUUUUACUUAAUGUCAAUUAGAUUUCACAGCCUUAGUAGAAAUGUUAAAAGAUCAAUUGUAAAAUGUUUAAGUGGUAAAUGAUUAUAAAACAACAAAUGCUUUUGUCUUAGUUAAAAGAAGUGUGCUAUUAAUUCAGAAAUCUUUCAUCUAUUGAUAAAAUUUUUGUGCCUCAUUUGCAGCUCAAUUUUAAACAUAAUGACAACAAAUUUCACUGAUGAAGGAAAAUAUCAAUCAGAAGUAUAGGAUAUAUUUUAAGAUAUUUCAAUAUUUUUCCACUUUUUUUCAUGUUUGAGAAAGCUGGUCUUUGAUUUCAUCAGGGUUCCCAAAACUUAAAUUACUGAGCAAACUUCAAAAAAAGCACCAAUGUUAUUCUUUGCACGUUCUCUGGACAGUAUUAAAGUAAUGUUUCACUGUUAUACAAUUAUUCUGUGCAAUGUGUGUCUCUGAAUAUAACUUCUCUCCAUUAACAUUAUCACACUUUGAAAUGUGGAACUCUUAAGGUGCUACAGGAUUGAUACUAUAACUGAUAAUAAUGACUUGUGUACCAGGAUGUGGCAAGACUUGAUGUUGUUUUCUCCAUCUAUUUCAAUUUCUCCUUUCUGUUAUAGCGAUGGAAAGUGAAUAAAAUACUA
Pristis pectinata (smalltooth sawfish) is the source of this 3519-nucleotide messenger RNA. It is a transcript of the gene brcc3, whose product is annotated as BRCA1/BRCA2-containing complex, subunit 3. Gene Ontology annotation, biological process: double-strand break repair. Gene Ontology annotation, molecular function: polyubiquitin modification-dependent protein binding; cysteine-type deubiquitinase activity; metallopeptidase activity. The transcript has 8 exons. Bases 187 to 972 code for a protein of 261 amino acids. Gene Ontology annotation, cellular component: BRISC complex; BRCA1-A complex. NCBI's taxonomy places the organism in Eukaryota, Metazoa, Chordata, Chondrichthyes, Rhinopristiformes, Pristidae. The record is from RefSeq and is a predicted model, not a curated record.